Messenger RNA from Aspergillus niger, 414 nucleotides. RefSeq lists its product as hypothetical. NCBI's taxonomy places the organism in Eukaryota, Fungi, Ascomycota, Eurotiomycetes, Eurotiales, Aspergillaceae. The transcript is spliced from 3 exons. Bases 1 to 414 code for a protein of 137 amino acids. The record is from RefSeq and is a predicted model, not a curated record.
AUGGUGCGCAAACGUGAGACACGGCGUGCAUACGACUUGCUGCAGCUGCUUCCCGGUUUAGCUGCGGUGAGGUCUUUUCCCCGAGGUCAACCCGAGACUACCCCCGAAAAGCGUGGGAUGGACCCAGGUUGGCCGAUGAUCCAAGUUAUGGAUCUGAUCUCGGGCGAGUUCCGAGGAUCAUCCCUUCCCUCCCGCAACAGGGGGUAUGGAUAUGAGAGCUGGCUGUACAUUGUAGGGAGGGAUAUCAGUGUCAGAGAAACGCAGGUGAUGGGCAAGUUUCCCCGAGGUUUCUCAGACCCCAAACCAACCGAUCCAGAAUGGAUCGACCGCAGAGUUUGCGGCCCACUUGAACCACAAUGUGAUGCCUGGAUGGCGGAGGCAGGACAAGUGGACAACAACCGUCCACCAGGCUAG